Messenger RNA from Thunnus maccoyii (southern bluefin tuna), 1565 nucleotides. Its product is annotated as immunoglobulin kappa light chain-like. Lineage: Eukaryota; Metazoa; Chordata; Actinopteri; Scombriformes; Scombridae. The record is from RefSeq and is a predicted model, not a curated record. The transcript is spliced from 5 exons. Gene Ontology annotation, biological process: response to bacterium. The coding region runs from base 520 to 1560 and encodes 346 amino acids.
CAAACAAACACAUUAGAAAAUCAGCAACUUCUCUGUUCAGAAACAGUGUCUUGCUUACUCAGGACAAUUCACAGUUAGAUCAUUUAAAAGAAAGCAUGCAGCUAUUUGUAUCUGGGUUUUAUAACAGUUAUAUUCUUUAAAAAUCUAUUUCCUCAUUAAGUUACAACUACAUCUACCAACUGAUCUGCAUCAUGCUGUGUCUCUAGUGCACUUCACAGGUAGUUAAAUAUUCAAGCCUGCCCACUAUGACCUGCUACAUGAUUAUACUAGAUAUUUAAUUUUUAGUCAUUUUAAAUUGAAUGCCAAGAUGUGAGCUGUUUUUUUUAUAUAUAUUUCUGUCAUCAUGUGAAUGUUGUCGAGAGACAAACUUCACAUUAUAGGUUGAAGUGAACAUGUGAUCAUGUUUCCUUAAUAGGACACGCAGUAUGACUUCUGGUUGGCCAAUCAAAUGCAGUCUUGUCUCUGAAGAGUGAAGAAAAGAUCAUAGCUCUUUUCAUUUCACACGACAAGUUGAACACGAUGACAUCUCCAGUGUUUGCUCUCUAUCUCACAUGUCUGUUUUUGGGGAAAACAGCUCAGACAACUGCUCUGAAAUUCUCCUCUUCUGUUCGUCAAGACAGUAGUUUUAUAUCAGCUAAUGUUGGUGACAGCGUAUCUCUGAGAUGUUCCUAUGAAGGUGAUGUUGCAGCAAAGCUUUACUGGUAUAAACAAACUCUGGGACAGAAACCAAAGAUCAUCUCCAUCCUCUACGACUACAAAAGUAAUGGCACUUUUUAUAAUGAAUUCAGCAACAAUCCUCGCUUCACACUGGAUACUGAAAACAGUAAAAAUGAUUUGAAGAUCACAGAUUUGCACAUUUCAGACUCAGCUACUUACUACUGUGUUAGUAGCUAUUUAUACACGUUAGAAUUUUCAGAGAACAUUAUUGUCAGUGUAAAGGGUUCAGGUAACAUCCAAGCUUUGGUCCAUCAGUCGGCAUCUGGGAGCAUCCAGCCAGGAGGCUCUGUGACUCUGAACUGUACAGUACACACUGGGAUCUGUGAUGAUGGAAAUCACAGUGUUUACUGGUUUAAAAACUCUGAAGAAUCUCAACCAGGAAUCAUUUACACACAUGGAGGCAGCAAUGAUCAGUGUGAGAGGAACAACAACACACAAACAUACACCUGUGUCCACAACUUGCCAAUGAAGAGUCUGGAUCUUUCUCAUGCUGGGACCUACUACUGUGCUGUCGCCUCAUGUGGACAGAUACUGUUUGGAAACGGGACCAAGCUGGACGUUGGCUACUCUGCUGUCUUGGUGUAUUUCUUGAGUGGAGCUUUGGUGUUCACCACCAUCCUCAGUGUUUUACUGGCUUUCUCAGUGUACAAGAUGAAGAGAAUCAGCUUACAAUCUGCAGAGUCUCAAGCAACAUUUUCAGCUUCCUCCACAACAAAUGGCGAGAGUUACCAACACACAGACAACCUGCAUUAUGCUGCUUUAAGUGUGAACCUGCCCAACAGAUCAAGAAGAGCGAGGAACAACACCAAGAAUGAAUGUGUGUACUCCAGUGUAAAGCAGUAGAAUUA